Molecule: messenger RNA, 5852 nt
Organism: Amoebophrya sp. A120
Lineage: Eukaryota; Dinophyceae; Syndiniales; Amoebophryaceae
Source: the annotation of a GenBank genome assembly
AAGUGCUGCAGGCGAAAAUAGAAGUGAGUAAGUACCCUAUGUAGAACCGCCCUGGUAGAUGUACGAGUAGGGCGGAGAAAUACAAGUGAAAUGAAUGACUCGCACCUGCUGUGCAAAGCUGUAACGACAUAAAUAGGGAAAGUUAUUUUGUGACGGAUUUUAUCGCUGGUGCCGCUCCUGCGGUGUGAUUAUGAUGAUUCUCUAGCAGGAGCAGGAGGUGAUAACGUAGUAUUCAUGAUCCAGUGCUGUCGCCGGGUUUUAUUUAUUUCCUUGUAGCAUUUUUCUUUUUGGAUGAAAAGGAAAAGCAAAACCGAAGAGAAACAAACUGGGUCACUUCUUGGGUUUUUAGUUUUACUAUGCCUUUUUCAUCAGUAUUUUCAUGCCGAUCCGGUGAAGACAUAGCAUGAUGGCUACGUACUGCGAUACCCUCUAUCGGUAGUUGUGAAGGAUACAAGUGAUGGGGGAAAUAGAUGCGCAAGCAACUACAGAGCGACUACUUGGCCAAGAACCAACGAGCAUGCCCGCUCGCUCGCGCGGACUGUUGGUGGAACCGCAGGUACAGGGCGGGCAGCCAGGCCGCGGAAUUAUAAACCAGACGCAGCGGAUAUGCACUACAAAAAUGUCUGGGUCUGGAAGAAUGCAAGUCUGUCUUGCUUGGCUAGCAUGACUCUUAAGUCUGUCAUGCACGUUACCCAAAAGCUAAAGCGACAGCUUUAUGUCAUGCAAAAACGCAGUUUGUCAUGCUGGAUAGACAAGAACACCUAGCAACUCAGAAACUUGUCAAGCUGAGCCGUCAUUUGUGGCUUCCUCAUGAUUCGCCAAGCAGCAUCACAAGUUCCCUGACCCAGACACAUUUGCAGUUGAUAGCGGAGCACGCAACCGAGCAUCUACCAGACUACCGCCGCCCAGAGGAUCGAAGCAGCCCGGGGGUUCAUAUGCAUUGCAAAAGUAUCGUACUCGUAUAAAUGCAUUACAAAUUUCUUUGAGAAAUAAAUUUGUAAUGCGGAUUUAGCUUCAGCAAAAAAUUUGCAUGAUUGCAAUUAUUACGAGUGCGAUACUUUUGCACAGGAUACUUCAAGAAGAAAGACUAUGACCUGCAGCUCAGACGUAAUACAAUUUUUCAACCGUUCUUGCAGUAGAAAUGGAAAUAAAUCUGUGAUGCAAAAAGUGGAUUUUGUUUUACCUAGCCAACUCGAAGAACUCUCACAGGAUUGCGCAUGACAAGUUGCGGAGUUCAAACCACACUGAAAUUAUCUGGCGAAAUCUGUAUUGCAAAAAGUGCAAGGCCUUGUAUGCUAGUUAUGCUGUUUAUGCAAGACAAAAUCGGGUCUCAACUGAAACGAUUGAGGAGAAGAUUGUAUCGAGCAUCUGAGCAAGCCAUAACGACGUAGAUGAGUUUUUCCGGGAAGAGAGGCAGCAGCAGAAGAACGAGGAAUCUUUAUCCUGAGCAAGAACGUCCCGAGUCCAGAGUUGUCGUGCAGAUUUGUAAUUACAGCAGGAACAUUUGUAAUGCGCCCCGACCCCAUGGCAGGCAUUUCCAGGCGUGUAGUUUCGGAAUUUGUAAUGCUGUAAAUAGCAUAGGAAAAUGGUUUUGUGAUGCGGCCGUCCUUGCUAAACUGCAUUGUAUACAAUACAGAGCGAAACUUGUCAUGCGUGACUCCCAAAAUUUUGGCCUUGUGUUGCCAAGUUCCCAGUUUGAGUCUGUGUUGGGGACGUUUUUGGACUGGAUAAUCUUGGGAGCGGGGGGCGGACGAAGAAGCCCGGGAUGUCGAGGAUUCGCUGUCUUCUAUCAAAAGGAAAAAUCCCCCCUCCCCAUAUCAAAACGAAGUUUCUGAUGCUGGAUUUGAGUACACAGGUCAGAGUUUUCUUGCUGGAGAGGACUGCACACCCAUAUCAAGCCUGAGUAGAGAGGCUUUGACCUAGACGCUUAGCAUGACAAACGUCCGUGCUGUAGGCCCAGCAGCAUGACAAACCGCCUGCAUAAUGCGGCGGAGCCGGUGGACUUGCCAUCUUGCACGACAGACGCGAUUUGUGGUCACAAAUCAGCAACGCAAAUUUUCGAAAAGCUACCUCGUCAAUAUGGGGAGGGGGGAUUUUUCCUUGCGAUAUCUUCAGACGAAUAUCCAGUGCAAAUAUGUCUGGGUUCAGGAAAACAAACAGGAUUUAUUUUUGUUGCAAUCUCUUCUAGCAUAAUUCCUGAAAAAUCUUCUGCGUUGCAUAGCCAGCAAAGGCGUUACUGUUUUGUCAUGCACAGACAGAGUUUGUCAUGCGUGCUACGCAUCCGACGGCGUCGAAUAAAAUUGUCAUGCUUGGCUGCACUUGAAAGCACCAUAAAAAUCAUCCAUGCUUUAUUAGCAUCACGAGUUUCUAGACCCAGACGUGUUUGCAUUUGAUAGCGAAGAGCUGGCCCAGGUGGAGUUCUGUCUGCACAACACGUUUUGCAACUUCCGUUCCCUUACGCACUGCAAAUAUGUCUGGGUCCUCUGGAAGGUCGCAACUUGUAGUGUUGCUAUUUUUGGAUUGUGAAAAAAAUUGUAUUGCAUGACCAGCAAGAGGAGUCCAGUUUGUGCUACGUGGGGAAGGCAUUUGUCAUGCGGAAUCGGCAUCGGGAAGCCCUCCAAAAAUCUAUGAUGUUCGGGCAUGUGCAUGUACAUACAGGCAUCAUGGGCCGCCCUGCAAGAUAUGCAUGACAAACCUGGCAUCAAUCUUCCACCAGACCCAGACGACACAUUUGCAUUUGAUAUACCUGCGGUGUAACUUGAUUUUUGGGUGCCUGGGAUUCCUGGUGUUGCUGUUCGGAAUAAUGGGGUGCUCUGGUUUUAUAUCGCGAGAAAACAGUGCUACAGUUACACAUUGUGUUGCAGGCCAAGCAAGACAGACAAGCUCUGUCAUGCCGGAUAUGCAUAGCAGCCUCGUUUACGUUUCAUAGGUGUUUUCCCGUAGGAUUUCUGCAUUACAAGUUUUCUUCCUCAUGCAGAUAAAUUUGUGUUGCUGAAUUGACAUACAAAUGUGUAACUGUAUACACUUUUUUCUUUGCAUAUUUUACCUGUGACUGCGCCAAUCCCAACGCGGGGCGCACGGGCCGGACCAGUUGCCUGUGCAAUUGCGAUGUGCAUUGCAAUUAUGUCUGGGUCUGGGAUUCUGCAACUUGUCAUGCUAAAUCUGAAUCAUGUGUAUCAGUUCAACAGGGCCCGCGGUUCAGCAAUGUACCUACCAGUUCAAUACCGCCCCGGGGCCUAAAUAUCCUAGAACAAACAGGCCAUUUGAUAUGCUCGGCGCCAAAAAAGUAUGCAGGUGGAGGAAGGAGUAGGGGGGGCGUUCCUGACCCAAAGGUACGCUCCUGAUCUCAGUGGUACUUAGUCGAUCCGGGGGGCCAGGUAUUACCUGACCCCCGGUUCGGGUCUGUGCCUGCAAUGCCGCAGCGCCGUCGUUUUAGAUGGUGCUGCAGCACAGCUGCGCGCACCGUGAUGGGCGCCAAAGGCCUCAAGUCUGUCACUACAGAAAACAGUAGCCAUGACUGCGAUCGGCCCUAGCGUUCGACCGCUUUCUGUUUGAAACCAUUGCCGCGCGGACAGCUUCGGUCUUCGUGCGCCCAUUGAUCGGAAGCAGCGUCCCUAAAUCCUAUGGCCGGCAGCCGUCCCACCGUAAACAAUAGUCGCGCAGCGCUUCGCGCCUCACAAACCAAAAUCGCGCGCGCGCGCGCCAAAAUACAAGAUCUUUCGGGGCUUGUUGCGUGCACAUACUUUUUGCGACAUAUGGUGCCCGCAAGAAAUGCCCUGUAGCUCAUCGGGAUUCUUUUCUCCCGUUGCCCGCUCUUUUUUUCGGGGUUUGGCACGUGCACUACGUAUGGUUCUGCUCUUUUUCGUAUGCCCAGAACCUUCACGAACUAGUUCGUGAACUGGGGUACACUCUCGAACCGAUUCACAUGCAAAAAUCUGUGUUGCAUGAUUACCAUAAUGCUACUCACUUUUGGUCAAGUCGAGACGCAGUUUCUCAUGCAGGAUAGGCAUGCUAGGGAUCUCGUGGAAUCUGUCAUGCUAGGUCCUCCAUUGCAGAGCAGAUGGGUCAUGGAAAACCUGCAUGACAAGUCCAGCAGUCCUCUUCCAGACCCAGACAUAUUUGCACUUGAUAUGCGAACCCGGAGAUGACGGAACCAGCACCUGUGACUGCAGCUCCGACCAUGUAUGGAUUGCAAAAAUGUCUGGAUCUGGAAGAAUCGGAACUUGUGAUGCUGCAUUUGGAUUCCAAAAAAAUCUGUAUUGCAUGGGUACCAAAGGAAAUGCAAUUCUUGCUACGCUGAGAAGGCAUUUGUCAUGCGGAAUACGUAUCAAGAAGCCGUCAAAAAAUCUUUAUUUCUAGGGUAUGCAUCACAGACAUCAUGGCUCAUGCAAAACGUGCGUGACAAGUGUCAGAAUCUUCCAGACCCAGACAUUUUUGCAUUUGAUACCACGGCCACAUAAAUGAAACGCAGUGGCGAAACCUCAAUCCAACCUACUAUGCAUUGCAAAUAUGUCUAGGUCCUCUCGAAGGUUGCAACUUGUCAUGCUAAAUCCGAACCAUGCAAAAUUCUGUGUUGCAUGAGUGCCAAAAGCUGUCCACUCACGACCAAGUUCUUGGGAGGAAGUUUCUCAUGCAGGAUAGGCAUGGCAGAGAUCGCACAGAGUCUGUCAUGCUUGGUCACGCAGUCCGGACCUCAUGGGUCAUGGAAAACCUGCAUGACAAGUUUACACGACCCUUUCCGAGACAUAUUUGCAUUUGAUACCUACUAUACGACGACUACUUCGACAACGAGUUCGUCGUCCACUACCGCAACAGCGAUUUCAAGAGCGAACGCGUUCCUCCUCUUGUCGGACAGUAAUCCCCCCGCGGGCCGAACCCGAAGACAAGCAAACUAUGCAAGAAAAAAACUGUGUAUAAAGUGUAACUUUGUACUGCAGAAUAUGUUGCGCCAGCAGAGUUCUUACACCUGUCUUCAUGCCAGACGACCAUGAAGUCCUCUUUUCAUGUGUGUUUUUAUUUACAACCCACGCAUGACAGCUUUUCUCUGUCAUGUGGAGCAAACUUGUGAUGCUGUCAGCCAAAGAUGAAAGUUGCCCGAACACAGUUUUUUUCUUGGAUACAAACGGAAAGAAGACGACUACAUUUACAACCUCGACGUCAAAGCAGGGUGAAAAACACGAUGUGAGUACUAGGCCCAUGACACGCAAGAAACUCGUCGACACGUAGUUGUUUACGUUGCAGCUUCGUCGAGAGGGAUAAUAGAGCCCGUUCCUUUCCACUUAAUUAAAGCUCUCGCCCCACAGCUGUGAUACUUAUUUUAUUUCUCCCGAAAAACAAAAACCUCUUCAUCAGAGACAGCGCACUAUUCGAUUCGUAUUCGCUCUAUUACAUCAAAGACAGUGCACUAUUUGAUUCGUAUUCGCCCUAUGGAUAGGAAAAUGAGUAAAACCGAAUGCUACUGAUACAGAGAACAGGCAUCAGUGGCUCGUUGGGUAGUUGUAAGUAGAAAAGCACUUGUCGAAAAUUAUCAGCCAAGACGGCACACAGUAUGAAAUAUUUAUAAGUUUCUAGGCCGAAGCUGAAACUUUUUCUACUAGUAACAUCAAGCAGUGUGCUGCUGGUCCGGCUGUUGUGCUGCUAGGAUCAUUGAUUUCGUUUUCCACUUGAAGGGCCGUGGCGCCGUAGUUGUGUUCCUGACCAAGUGACGGCCUUUUGCGUCCUUGCGCCCGCUCUACUGGCUCGGGCAGCCGCGAAAGAGUGGGCUUUUGGGCUUUUGAGCUUUGUGUAGCUAAAUUCAUAACGAAGAUGUAUUCCUUGUAAGAUCUGGGCGGGAGUGAGUAGUAGCACAAAAA